AUGGCAGAGAUCGCGCGAAAUCACGACCCGGAAAGCAAGCGGCCGAUAGGGCCGAACUCCCUGGCGGCGGCGCCGAGGCUCCUCCGGCAGAAGGAGGAGGUGAGGCUGGCUGCCCUUGCUGUCGGCCUCCGCGCUCGGCUGAGGGCCGCCAACAUGCCCGCUGCCAUGCAGGAGCGCGCCCUCCGUCACGCCCGGGCCCUCCUCGACUGCCCCGCCGCCGGCCACCGGCCCAACCCCACCUUCCUCGCGCGCUCACUCAAAAAGGAAUUUGACUCGGUGUACGGGCCUGCUUGGCACUGCGUGGCCGGGAAGAGUUUUGGGUCGUUCGUGACUCACUCGCCCGGUGGGUUCGUGUAUUUCUCGGUUGACUCGCUUUUUUUCCUGCUUUUCAAGACUCAGGUUCAUGUCAUCACUCACCCAUCACCAAAACAUUGA
Molecule: messenger RNA, 435 nt
Organism: Striga hermonthica
Lineage: Eukaryota; Viridiplantae; Streptophyta; Magnoliopsida; Lamiales; Orobanchaceae
Source: the annotation of a GenBank genome assembly